Gavia stellata (red-throated loon) is the source of this 894-nucleotide messenger RNA. Its product is annotated as interleukin-12 subunit beta-like. The record is from RefSeq and is a predicted model, not a curated record. The coding region runs from base 1 to 894 and encodes 297 amino acids. Gene Ontology annotation, molecular function: cytokine receptor activity; protein binding. Lineage: Eukaryota; Metazoa; Chordata; Aves; Gaviiformes; Gaviidae. The transcript is spliced from 6 exons. Gene Ontology annotation, cellular component: membrane.
AUGCUGGUGCUAGUGGGGCUGGUGCUGUGCCUCGCUCCUGCGGACGCCUUGACUGCCUUCCCCCCAAAGUUUCAGGUGGGGAAAAUGAAUGGGGAUAUGGUGGUGAAAUGCAACACCUCGGAGCAGCAAGUGACCUGGACGCUGAACGGGGAGCUGGACCCCAUGAUCGAGGUCACGAACGAGGGACAGACUCUCACCAUCCACGGCUUGGACCUGCCGGCUACAGGCAACUACAGCUGCUGGGCCGGCACCGUCCUGCUGGACACAACCUACGUGGUGGUCAGCAGCACCCGCGAGGAGAGGCUGAACGUCUCCUGCCAGGCUGAGUCCUACCGCGGCUCCUUCCGCUGUUCCUGGACCGUCCCCUACCCUGCCGCCUUCCGCACCCGACUCACACACAGCGACGGCUCCUUGGGGGAGUGGGUGCCAGUGGCCAGCCACCGUGGCCGGUUCAGCGCCAGCUUCACGGACCCCUCCUUCUGCCCCUUCGCCGAGGAGCUGCACCCGCUGCAGCUGCAGCUGGAGGGUCUCACUGACACCUCCUACCUCAACUUCUCCAUCCACUUCUUCGUCCGCGACAUCGUUCGGCCUGACCCACCGCAGCAGCUGACCGUGCAGCGGCGGGGGGAGCAGCUCCACCUGGCCUGGGCCCCCCCAGCCUCCUGGUCGCUCCCCAAGUCCUACUUCGCUCUGCUCUACCGGCUGCAGUACGAGCUCCUCAACGGCACCCAGGUUGACAAGUACGUGGAGGGCGCGGAGGAGACGCAGCUGCAGGAGAGCGCGCGGCGGGUGCGCAUCAGCUGCCAGGACCCCUACGCCAACCCUGCCUGGAGCCCCUGGAGCGCCUGGCAGGACGUCAAUGCAGCCCAGCCGCGCCGGCUCCGAGUGCACUGA